UUCGAGCACCUUCUGGUAAUUAUUGAGCAUGACUUCGCGGGUUAUCUGGCCCCGGUGGAUGGAACGGUCGCUCGCGGAUCGCGUCGACACAACACGGCUGGCCGAAACGCGUACCAGCCACGAUGAUGCCUGACAGCGUUGAAAAUUAUUUUUCGCUACCCCAGCAUAGCAAGAAGGCAUUCAGAAUCCUGACCCGAUGUGACGCAUUGAACAGGAUUCGAGGGUCCAUGGAUCAAGAAAUGGCGGAAUUCCUCGACAACGAGAGGAGAGGACGCACGCAUGAUGGAGUGGACGUGGCGGAGUAUACGGAAGACGGCUUUAAUCUUAUUGCUGCCAUUGCUACUGGCUAGAGUGAAAUGCGAGGCUCCGUUGGUGGACAGCAGCGCGCUGCCCUUGGAACACAGGUCGGUUUACGGGCCCCCGGCACAGUAUGGACCCCCAGUGACGCAUGGCGCCGAGGAGAACUGGCCGUUGGCGUCCCCGGAUACGCCCCAGAUAAAACAUCUUCAGGUCCAGUGCGAGAAAACGCACAUGCGUGUCAACAUCGAGUUCGAUCGACCGUUUUACGGGAUGAUCUUCAGCAAAGGCUUCUACUCGGAUUCCCACUGCGUUCAUUUGAAACCAGGCACGGGUCACUUGAGCGCGACCUUCGAGAUCUUUUUAAAUUCCUGCGGUAUGAGUUCGUCGGCCAAUCACAACGUGGCGGCGUACGGGGCCCCGACGCCGUCGGGCAGCUACGUGGAGAACACCAUAAUCGUACAGUACGACCCGUACGUGCAGGAGGUCUGGGACCAGGCGAGGAAGCUCCGUUGCACCUGGUACGACUUCUACGAGAAGGCGGUGACCUUCAGGCCCUUCCAAGUGGACAUGUUGCACGCCGUCACCGCGAACUUUCUCGGCGACAAUCUGCAGUGUUGGAUGCAGAUCCAGGUGGGCAAGGGCCCGUGGGCCAGCGAGGUGUCCGGUAUCGUUAAGAUCGGGCAAACCAUGACGAUGGUCUUGGCGAUCAAGGACGACGAGAACAAGUUCGACAUGCUGGUGAGGAACUGCGUCGCCCAUGAUGGCAAGAGGGCUCCUAUCCAGCUGGUGGAUCAAUACGGUUGCGUCGUCAGGCCCAAGAUCAUGUCCAGGUUCCAGAAGAUAAAGAAUUUCGGACCCAGCGCCUCGGUGGUCAGCUUCGCCUACUUCCAGGCCUUCAAGUUCCCCGACAGCAUGAACGUUCACUUCCAGUGCGUCAUACAGGUCUGUCGGUACAACUGUCCCGAGCCAAAGUGCGGGCACCCUGGUCUGGAGUAUGGCGCCCCGGCUGCUGGUUUGGCUCAAGAGUACGGUGCAGCGGUGCACCAGAACCUUGGCUCGGAAUACGGAGCACCACCGGUCCCGGAAUACGGCGUACCACCAGCGUUUGCUGACCCUAGACACCCCAGUGGUCCAGCUGGAGCUUACAGCGAACCGAACGCGGACGUGGUGCCAGCGCCGCAGGCGCAAACCUCAUCCUCUUCGCCCAGUUCGACGCCGGGUGACGCGACGGCCAGCAGCUCGCCACAAAGUCCACAGGAUAACAUUCACCUACCUCCACCCCCUCUUCCUGGUCACCCGGCAGCGGCCUACCAGACCGUGAAGAGAAAGGGAACCGCCGGUUCCGAGGAGCUCGAGGGCAACCUGGCCACCCUCGGAGGUCGCCCGAGGUCGGUAGAAGGUUUUCCAGCCGAGCUUAGGGGCGCUAGGAGGCGGAGGUCCGACGAUCACGAACAUCUGGAAGACGACGAUUCCAGUAUCUACCGAACGAUCACCUUGGUGUCGACCCACGUGUACAAACGAGCGGCCCAAGAAAUGACGGACGUGAACACCUCGAGGACGAUCCAGGUGGUGGCGCCGGGCGACGUGAACUUUGCCCUCGGUACGACGAACUCGAGCAACGACACCACGGUGGUGAUACAGAACGCGAGCGCGUCCGCCGAUCCCGAGACGAUCUGCAUGAGUUUGCCAGGUUUCGUCGGCGGUCUGGUGAUGCUUCUACUGGUGGUGGUCGUGGCCUCGCUGGUCGCGGCGUUCCUGUUCGUGAGGGUGCGCGCCGUGGACCGGAAGAACGUGGGCAUGGCCGGGAGCAGCUUCGUCCAUCCCGCGUACGCAACGGAGAACUGCGCCGUGCCGAAUCCGGAGUUCGUGAAGGUCGCCAACUGAGAUCGCGUCAAGACGAAAAAAGGAACUCAGUGAAGGACGACGGGAGACCACCCCUCUCUCUCGAGGACGGGCGAUCUCGAGGAGCAGAGCGUUGCUCGGGGAUGUUAUUCAAUUCGAACAUUCUUUUCGUUCUGCUACGUUCCCAAUUGAAAUCUCUUUCUCCUACGACUCUCUUCGCCGACCGAUCAGAUCAAACGCCCGCGUGUGUUUCUUCCGUUCGAUCAAGUUCCGCUCGAAUGAAAGAACGAGCCGAAUAUGCUCGGGUACCGUGUAAAUAUGUGCCCUAGGAAACGACGUGCUCCGCAGGAGAGAGAACAGGAAACGAGGAGGACGGAGUCGAAGAACGACGACGUCGGGGCGCGUUCCAUCGGUCGAGAAAAACAGUAUUUCAUCGUCAGUCUACGAGAAUAAAGAGCUUCGAAACGAAGCUGCUCUACCCCCGAACGUCGAGGAAUUCGAGUCGCGGCGACGGUGGAACGUUCCCCGGUGUUCUUCGAGCCGGACUUGGUGGCACGUUGUGAUCGCAGUAGAAACGAAACUAGCCUAAUCGCGCGGUAUAAGAGUAAGUCGCGGCGUGCUGCGAUGCAAGGCUCGUCAGACGAUCGCCGGAGCCGUCUCGAGGGGCAUUGUAAAUAAGUCGAGAGUAGUCAGACGGCCCAACGAGACGCGCGGGUUCCUUCGAAUGCGGUAAUGAUUCUUAAAACGAACGCAGAGGCGACACGAGCAACGUUUUUUUUACUUCGCUGCACGAAAGACGAACGAUACCAACCGCGUUUAAGCGACGUUCGUUUUACGAAUCAUCGCGCGUACGCACGAUUAUUUAUACACGAUUCGUGCACGUCGAAAGGUAUUCCUCUUUCUUCCAACAUCGUUUUUUACCUCAUUGUUCUCGUCGCGCCAUGGGUUUCGCGUCGUCGACCUUUCGUGGUGGAAGGUCGCCGCGACGCUGGACGUUACACGUCGACGUUCACGGAGCUCGUGGCUGACCCUUCGUACGCUCGCGAAGCGAGCUUAUUUAUUGAUCCCUUAACUAUUGCAUCGUUUCUAACUCCACGCUCUUCCCCAUUCGAUCGAUCUAACCCUAAUUUAUUCAUCGAAAUUAUUGCCAAGACGUUCCACCCUCCACCCCCACACACGUUCCUCGCCUUGCAUUCUUUCUUAGAUUUUUCCACCCUCCCCCUCUCGGACCCCUCUUCGCUUAGUAUUUAUGAUUUUCAAGAGUACAUAUUCCCCGACCCCGGGGGAUAUGUUUUAAGUAUGUGUCGUAAGCACACAAACACACUGACACACAGAACGUGCGCGCGGAGCUUGCGCGUUUAGUUCGCGGGAGGACCGCUCGUUGGUCAAAGUGCGUCUAAUUUAAUAAACAUACGGUUGUAACGCACACGGACGUCACCGGAGGCCGGGAUAAUAACUCGUUGGCUGACUUUCGGGAACUAAAUGUUCGAGUUUCGCCGCUUCACGUUGCAGAUUUGAUCGGACCAUACACAUGUGGACACGCUUACCAGCGUGUCUCAUAUUGUAUACAUCGUUACAC
Messenger RNA from Colletes gigas, 3721 nucleotides. RefSeq lists its product as uncharacterized. Bases 280 to 2184 code for a protein of 634 amino acids. The transcript is spliced from 8 exons. The record is from RefSeq and is a predicted model, not a curated record. NCBI's taxonomy places the organism in Eukaryota, Metazoa, Arthropoda, Insecta, Hymenoptera, Colletidae.